CAGCAGCUUUGCGCACACACACACACACGCGCGCGCACACGCACACAAACACAGCUCCCUGAUGUCACGGUCGGGGGAGGGGCCUGCUUUUAUGUGUUUUCUUUCUCCACAGUGCAUCACUUCCUCAGCGCCUGCCUGUGGUGCGGUGGAGAGAGCAGCAGAGGCUGCAGCAGGGGGAAGGGAACCCAGCGAGAGGGAUCCAGAGCUCGGGGCUGCCGGACCCGGCUCAUGGCUCAGUCAGCCAGCGCUGUGGACCAGGAACCGGCCAGCAAGAGGCUCCACUCCAGGAUGGAGGCCUCUUGCCUGGAGCUGGCCCUGGAGGGCGAGAGGCUAUGCAAGGCUGGGGACUUCAAGGGGGGCACAGCCUUCUUUGAGGCUGCCGUCCAGGUGGGAACGGAAGACCUGAAGACCCUCAGUGCCAUCUACAGCCAACUGGGCAACGCUUAUUUCUACCUGAAGGAGUACGCCAAGGCCCUGGAGUACCACCGGCAUGACCUCACCCUGGCCAGGACGAUAGGGGACAGGAUCGGGGAGGGGAAGGCAAGCGGGAAUUUAGGGAACACCCUCAAGGUCCUGGGACGUUUCGACGAGGCGGUGGUGUGCUGCCAGCGACACCUGGACAUCUCUCAAGAGCAAGAUGACAAGGUGGGCGAGGCCAGGGCGCUGUAUAACAUGGGGAACGUGUUCCACGCCAAGGGCAAGCAGCAGGCAUGGGGCUGCACCCAGGGCCCCGGGGACCUGCCCUCAGAUGUCAGAGACACCCUGCAGAGGGCAACGGCGUUCUACGAGAUGAAUCUGUCCCUGGUCAAGGAGCUGGGGGACCGGGCAGCCCAGGGGAGGGCUUUCGGAAACCUGGGGAACACCCACUACCUGCUGGGAAACUUUGUGGAGGCCAUCAAAUUUCACAGGGAGCGACUCUCCAUCGCCAAGGAAUUCGGGGACAAGGCAGCCGAACGCAGAGCCUACAGUAACCUCGGCAACGCCCUGAUAUUUCUGGGACAGUUCAAUACUGCCACUGAAUAUUACAGGAAAACGUUGCAGCUGUCCCACCAGCUGAAGGACCAGGUGAUGGAGGCUCAGGCGUGUUUCAGCCUGGGGAACACCUACACCCUCCUGCAGCAGUACGACCGUGCCAUAGAUUACCACCUCAAACACCUGAUCAUAGCGCAGGAGCUUGCAGACAGGGUUGGGGAGGGCCGUGCCUGUUGGAGUCUGGGCAAUGCCUACGUGUCUCUGGGAAACCCCCGCCAGGCCCUGCACUAUGCUCGCAAGCACCUGGAAAUCUCCAGAGAGAUCGGGGACCGGAACGGGGAGCUGACAGCCCGAAUGAAUGUACAGCAGCUAAUGGAGACUCUGGGAAUGACGGAGGGUGACCUCUCCUCCUGCGGGUCAGAGUUCGAGAUGCAAGGAGCCAGACCAAAAUUCAGCCAAAGAAACAGUAUGGACAGCGUCGAUUUGUGGAAAUACCCUUCGGAAAAGAACGGAGACAGUCAGGAUAUGGAUGACCCAUCCAGAGGAACCAAGGACCACAUCUCCAGCCCGGUCAGAAGAAAGGGCCCAGCUGACAGCCACUCGUCAGAGGAGAGGCACUGGCUGGACUCUCCUCUGGACACUGAGGACAUUACAGUACAGGUGACCCCUCCGAAGCUAGGCCGGGACCCCUCGGACGAGGACUGCUUCUUCGACCUCCUGAGCAAGUUCCAGAGCAGCCGCAUGGAUGACCAGCGCUGCUGUUUCGAUGAGCAGCAGGAAGACCCCUGCUCGGUCUUGACCUCACCUCAGACGGAGGAGCUGUUCGAUCUGAUCGCCAGCUCUCAGAGUCGGCGUCUGGACGACCAGAGGGUCAGCGUGGGAAACCUGCCGGGUCUUCGUAUCACCCAGAACAACCUGGGCCACCUUUGGGGUGACAGUGACUCCCAGGAGCCUGGAGACGAUUUCUUCAACAUGCUCAUCAAGUGCCAGUCCUCCAGGAUUGAUGACCAGCGGUGCUCCCCGCCCGACCCAGGCCCCCGGGCCCCAACGGUACCAGACGAGGACUUCUUCAGCCUAAUCCAGCGGGUCCAGGCCAAACGCAUGGACGAGCAACGGGUCCACCUCCCCUCUGAGGACCAAGACGGGACCGACUCAGAUCCAGAACCUCCCUCUGGGGACUCCUAGAACCCUGCC
Molecule: messenger RNA, 2166 nt
Organism: Megalops cyprinoides (Indo-Pacific tarpon)
Lineage: Eukaryota; Metazoa; Chordata; Actinopteri; Elopiformes; Megalopidae
Gene: gpsm1b
Product: G protein signaling modulator 1b
Exons: 14
Coding region: 229-2157 (642 amino acids)
Molecular function (GO): protein binding; GTPase regulator activity
Source: RefSeq, a predicted model, not a curated record